AUGGAGGAGGGUAAUGAAGGUAUCGUUGACACGACGGUUUCGGCCGAUCCCGAUCUCAACAAUGGUGAAGUCGCCUAUAUGCUGAAUGUGCGAGAAGCUGCCGGAAGUUUACUGCGAAAACAAGUUCGCAUGCCGAUUUGGAUUUUAUUGGUUGCGGGUCUAGUGUUUCUCGUUGCUGUUCAUAGAGGCCUGCGUUCUCGUGCCGUACCGAGGCGCACCAGAGAUACCCUAGGGAAGAAAGGGCCAGAGCAUGAUGAUUGGGGACUAGGCUCACUUGAAGACUUCGAACAAGUGCUUCCUCCGUCCCUUGAAAAGGGCAAGAAGUUACUAGCUGCGUUGGCCUCUGAGGUCCCCGAUGGUCUCGAAAAUGACGAAGCUGAGCCUCACCAGCGUGCGCUUGCUCGGGCUCUUUCGAACGGCUCGAGCGACUCCUUGGUUGGAAUGACAAUUUCCUUACAGAAUUUGAAACCACUGAGCAGGGGCACUACAGAGGGGCCUUUGCCUCAACAGGAGCUACUCGUUACCAGGAUAUUGGGUUAUUACCGCUGGAAUUUGCUGGUGAAUGCGGAAGACGUUGAGACCAAAGAGGAGUUUUCCGUUAGUAUCCCCAUCGUGAUUAAUAGCGAUUUGGAGGGCUUCGACGAGGAUUCGGCUGAGCAAGAAGUGAAGCUGGCGGCUGAGCAGGAGCGGGAGACAAUUCUGCAAGUGUGCGGCGACAUUCCAGCCAAGUUGGCGCCCUCGCAAAAGGGCAUAGCAGUCCCGUACUACACUGGGGAAAUUGUAGGUUUGGAUAGUAUUCAUUCGGCUGAGGAUUUCAAGAUAGUUAAUAGUGCAUCAGUGAUGGAAAAGGUUGUGGGGGACAUUUUUAGUGUGGCAACUGCAACAGGGGGGCUGGAGAGAGGCAUGCGGGAUUAUAUCGCCCAUCGUUUGUUGCAGAUAGUGCUGAAAGUUGAGCUUUCAGGAGUUGGCCAUACGCAGCUUAGGUGGAGUUCCUUCUUCCUGCGUGAAGAUGGCUCUUUCCUGUUGGGAAAUUUCUGCAGCGCUGCUCCCUUUGGAGAGGAGAAAAACUUACUAAGCGGUUUGGUGGGACCAACGCUAGAACCUAGUGCUCUGGCCUCCUUUUAUGAGAAGUCUGAACUUGUCCCUGAAGCUAAGCUAAACUUGUGGGGCCUCGGUGCUUUCCUCUUUCAGCUAUACACGCGGGAUUAUCUCCCCUACGGCGAGCUGGGAGGGGAGGAUUGGUGGGAGGAAACGGGGAAAGCCGCAAGGGGGUUAUUGGACAGCGGGAUACGGUCUGACUUUCUAAUACCGCAGUUGGAACGAUCAAAUGUCCCAUCGAGGUGGAGAGCCCUUAUUUUGCGUCUGCUGGAGCCACACAGUGAUAACAGGAUAACUGGCGACGAAAUUGUGCGCGAUUUUCCUGACCUUGUCGACCCCCAAUCUGUCCUAAAUAAUUAA
This is a messenger RNA of Eimeria maxima, 1458 nucleotides long. RefSeq lists its product as hypothetical. Bases 1 to 1458 code for a protein of 485 amino acids. The transcript has a single exon. Gene Ontology annotation, molecular function: ATP binding; protein kinase activity. NCBI's taxonomy places the organism in Eukaryota, Apicomplexa, Conoidasida, Eucoccidiorida, Eimeriidae. The record is from RefSeq and is a predicted model, not a curated record. Gene Ontology annotation, biological process: protein phosphorylation.